Molecule: messenger RNA, 1519 nt
Organism: Phalaenopsis equestris
Lineage: Eukaryota; Viridiplantae; Streptophyta; Magnoliopsida; Asparagales; Orchidaceae
Product: UDP-D-apiose/UDP-D-xylose synthase 2-like
Exons: 8
Coding region: 211-1386 (391 amino acids)
Molecular function (GO): carboxy-lyase activity
Source: RefSeq, a predicted model, not a curated record
UUUCCUUCGUCCUGAACCUCACCACCGGUAACUUCCGAAGCUAGCCAUCUUCCUUCCUCGGCUAUUGUUGCUCCUUCAGGGGAGGAGAAAAUCUUGAGUCCGGACGCAGCUUGAAGGGUUGUUUUCCUGGAUUCUGGGAGGCAUAGUGUGAGUGCUCGCAUUUCUUCACCAACAAGAGGAGGAAAAUAAUCUUGAGGAGGGAAGACUGCCAUGGAGACCAGAUUGGAUCUGGGCGGGAAUUUGAUCAAGCCCAUAAAGAUCUGCAUGAUCGGUGCCGGGGGCUUCAUCGGUUCGCAUCUCUGCGAGAAGCUAAUGACGGAGACGCCGCACACGAUUCUGGCAGUUGACGUUUAUAAUGAUAAGAUAAAGCACUUGUUAGAACAACCGGCUGGGUACCAGCCCCAUCUCUGGGCUGGCCGUAUACAAUUCCAUCGCCUUAACAUCAAAAAUGACCCUAGGCUUGAAUGCCUCAUCAAAUUGUCCGAUCUGACGAUCAACCUUGCUGCCAUUUGCACUCCGGCUGAUUAUAACACGCGUCCGCUUGACACCAUUUACAGCAAUUUUAUCGACGCCCUUCCAGUGGUCCGAUAUUGUUCCGAGAACGGCAAGCGUUUGAUUCACUUCUCUACUUGUGAAGUGUAUGGAAAAACGAUCAGUAGCUUCCUCCCCAGGGAUGACCCCCUUCGUAAGGAGCCGGAGUUUUAUGUCCUCAAAGAGGAUGUCUCACCUUGCAUUUAUGGCCCCAUUGAGAAACAGAGGUGGUCGUAUGCUUGUGCCAAGCAACUCCUGGAAAGAUUUAUAUAUGCUGAGGGUGCAGAGAAUGGUCUCGAGUUUACUAUUGUGAGACCUUUCAACUGGAUUGGGCCAAGGAUGGACUUUAUUCCUGGCGUUGAUGGUCCCAGUGAGGGUGUGCCCAGAGUUUUGGCAUGCUUCAGCAAUAAUCUUCUUCGUCGUGAGCCUUUGAAGCUUGUUGAUGGCGGGCAAUCUCAACGAACAUUCGUGUACAUCAAAGAUGCUAUUGAAGCUGUUCUUUUGAUGAUUGAAAAUCCUGAUCGAGCAAAUGGCCACACCUUUAAUGUUGGGAAUCCUAACAAUGAAGUCACAGUCAAGCAACUUGCAGAAAUUAUGACACAGGUGUACUCUAAGGUAUCUGGGGAGCCUCCGCUUGAGGUUCCAACCAUUGAUGUCACCUCGGAGGAGUUUUACGGGGAAGGAUAUGAUGACAGCGACAGAAGGAUUCCGGACAUGACUAUAAUCAAUAGACAAUUGGGUUGGAAUCCGAAGACAUCUCUGCAUGACCUGCUGGAUUCGACGUUGACUUACCAGCACAAAACGUACGCAGAAGCCAUCAAGAAGGUAAUGAGGAAACCUACUGCAACCAGUUAGGAAGAUUUACAUGCCAGGAUUUUGUGGCAAAGUUUAAAUGGAUGUUUUGGUUAGACAUCGCACUGGUGCACCUAUUGAAGUCUUCUGUGCAAACAUAUAUAUUAAUUUCUUUCAAUUAAUUUUCAUUUGAUUA